Messenger RNA from Electrophorus electricus (electric eel), 1683 nucleotides. RefSeq names its product MRG/MORF4L binding protein (gene mrgbp). NCBI's taxonomy places the organism in Eukaryota, Metazoa, Chordata, Actinopteri, Gymnotiformes, Gymnotidae. The record is from RefSeq and is a predicted model, not a curated record. Gene Ontology annotation, biological process: regulation of transcription by RNA polymerase II. Gene Ontology annotation, cellular component: nucleus; NuA4 histone acetyltransferase complex.
GGCUACAGAGCGCAAACAUGGGGGAAGCCGAAGCGGUCCCAGCCGAUGAAAAACAAGCGGAUUCAGGAAUUUGUGCUGCUGAUGAGUCAGUCGUGUGGAGUCAGGAGGUGGAAGUCUGUCUCUUUCAUGCUAUGCUAGGCCAUAAACCCGUCGGGGUCAACCGUCAUUUCCAUAUGAUUUGUAUUCGUGAUAAAUUUAGCCAAAACAUCGGCAGGCAGGUGUCUUCGAAAGUCAUCUGGGAUCACCUCGCGACGAUGUACGACAUGCAGGCACUGCACGAGUCUGAAAUACUGCCCUUCCCCAACUCCGAAAAGAGCUUUGUUCUGCCCGAGGACAUAAUACAGGAUGUCAAAGAAGGGAAAGUUGGAUCAGAGGAGGACCUAAAGGAAGAGAUCAAAGAAGACAGGUGCCUUCCUGCCACCCAUGAAGAAGGUCUGGGUCCCAGUAUGGCUGGCCGGGAGUUUGCAAGGUAUGGACAGAAGAAAAGCGUACUCGGUACAAUGCGGCUCAGUACCAGAGGCCUCAGUACACCGCCUCUGAGCAUCAAUUCCUCAGUGAAGAUGACCGAUCGCUUGGGCAGCGGGCGAGACAAAGAGAAGGAGCGCGAGAGGGAGAGGGGGGCCUCGGGUGAGCCAGGGAGCGGGCAGAAGGAGGCCGCAGGUGAGAAGAGGAAGAGGAACCGCACUACAGACAAGACGCCGAGCUCCGGCAACCCGUCCAGCCCUGGGGGAGCCAAGCGCCGCAGGACGUAAGCACAGCCAGCAGGGGGCGACCUGCGGACCAGCAGGCACACAGAGGAAGCGCCUGGUUGAGACUGAGAGAAAUGGCGUGCGCUAGGCUAAUCUGCGGCUGGGCUAAGGUUACAGCGAGGAGGUUCGAGAUGGUCCUGUGUUUGAGCUUAACGCAGAAGCUCCCAGUCAUGACAAAGCUCUUGUGCUUUGUGUAUAGAGCAUUUCAUGGAUGACUGAGCAGAAAUCUAGGAAAAAAAAGUGUUAGUAGUUGUUUAAGAAGAGCAAUGAAAACAUGGUGGUAAAUUUCUGUGUUAUUAGAAAUAUGUGGAGUUUUUUUUCCCCUUUCUCUGAAGUUUUAUGUAGCUUCAUUUUGCUCAGGUUGUUCGGGAGAGCUCAGUAAGACUUCACAAAUGUGAAAAUCAUUUGUCAUCUUAGGUGAAUUGCAAUAAAAUUCUGUGGGAUGUUGUUUGAUAAACAUACAAUAUGCUCAGUUAGGAAUGAGGUGUUUAGUACAUAAUACAUGUUCUGUCUUGAUUGUAGUACUUGUUUGUAAUACUUCUGAACUGGAGCUUGUAUGAUAUUCUGUCUUGACUUGCUCUCGGGUUUUUAUUGAUUGACUAGUGUUUGUAAUGUGAGGGACGCAACAAAAUUAGUUCCUGAAAUUGCAGAAAAUCAUGAUGUCCAUUUUUGUCCAUCAUGCAGUAUAGCCAGUGUGAAGAAUGUUGGGGGGGGGGGGGGGGGGUGUGUUGUUUUUCAUGUGUGACAGUUAAGUUUACUAAGUGGCAUGUAAUAAACCUGUUACUUACAUGUGCAGACCUAUGCGUUAGCUACCUUCACCUUUUUGUCAGUUAUAGAAAAUGAUUUUUCAUCUUUUAUUUUUUAACUCUAUUUAUUAAUUUACCACUUUUGCUUUGAAAGGCAUGAGCCUUUUAUUAAACUGUCUUCAACAUCA